AUGAGUUUUAGAGAUUUAGAAAAUCCAGAAUAAGCUAUAUUUAUUUCUUAAGAUUUACUUAAUGAAUCCUUUUCUUAAAUAUCUUAAGAAUAAAAUGCAGAUCAAUAAUAAGAUUUUGCUAAUAAUAAUGAAAAUUAUCCUUAAUUCAGUCAAACUCAAAAUUCUCACAUUUUAUCUGAAAUUAUUAAUACCCCAUCCUAACCUAAAUUAUAAAUUAAGAAAUCUACUUUACUUCCUUAAUCUGGUGGACUAUUUACAUAUCUUAUUGAUAAUCAAAGUAGAAUAUAUGAUAUCUUUUAAAAUUUCCUACAUAGAUUAUUUCAAUAUUAUUUUAUCAAAAAAGUAAUAGAUUAGAAUAUUGUCUAAAAUUAUAUUGAUUUACAAGCAGUAAAAAGGAAACUUAAUUAUGUUCAAUAAGUUUAUAAUUAAACAUUUGGUGCUUUGAAAAAUAGCAUUUAAUAUUAUUAAGAUAAGAUAUUAAUAUUAACAUCAGAAAUAGAUAAAGAAGAUCCAUAUUCUUUGUUAACAUAACAUGAAAUUGAUUUAAGAAGAGGAUUACAUGAUUUCUAUUAAUUCAUAGAUUCAGAAGACUUGCUUACUUCCAGCAAAGGUAUGGGAGGUAGCUAAAAUAUGUAUAUAUGUUAUAAUAUUAUUAUAAUAUAGUAGCUAAUAUAAAACAAUAUAAAUUGAAGUUUUUAAUCCAGCUGAUUUAAAUUCACUUGAUAGAGUUGCUUAAUUUGUUUUAAAUAGUCUUGAACUAGAAUAAAUCAAUAUUACUCCAAUUCAACUAUUGAAUGAUAAUCUCUCUUUAAAUCUUCUUAAAGUAACCAUGCAACUCUUAUAAAUAUGGUAACAUUUGUUUAGAUUCUUAAAUCAAAAUGAUGUUACCAAUAUUCAAUUUAAUUAUGAAGUAGAUUAAGCUAAUCAUAAUGCUGCAAUUGUAGCAGCUUAAACCUUCUUACUUGUUCCAUUAGAUAUUGCAAAUAAAAUAUUAAAAGGGUAAUACACUGAACUUAUCAAUUAUCAUUUGAAUUCAAAUAAUAAAUUACCACUUAAAGAAGAAUAUGAUAAAAAAAGAGAAGAAAAGAGUUAAGCUAAAUUAUAAUAUACUCUACAUUUUGAUAAAUCUGAUAAUAUUAUUAAAAUUGCUGAUGAUGCAUUAACUAAUGAAGCAGAAAACUUUUCAUUUUCAAAUGCUGAACAUUCAUUAAUAGAAGAGUAAUCUGAUUAAUAAUAAACCAUUUAAAAAUAUAAUCAUAAAUACUAAUUAAAUUCUGAAUAAUAUAAAUAAACUAUAUUAGAUCAAGCAGUUGAAUUAAGUUUCAAAGGAAAAAUCAAUGAAUCACAUUUAUUUGAUAUUUAACCUCCAAAACAUAGAUCAUACAUAGCAGAAAGUGGAUAAUAACUUUUAAGAAUAACUCCAAUUACUAUUUGUACUUUAAAUUGUAUAAAACCAAAUAUAGAAUUCAAUCAUAUAAAUUAUUUCAUAGAUCCUUAAAAAGAAUUUUUACAUUUUUUCAAACCUAAUAGUAAAUAUUUCUUUUAAUGGUAACUUGAUGCUGAAAAUGUAUAGAAAAUUGUUUGUGAUGUAGAACAUUAAUUUACUAAUGAAUUAAUCUCUUUUGUAACAAAAGAAGGAAUCAUAUUUUUAUUUAAUCCAUUUUCUUAAUCUGCAGAUAAUAAUUUCUAUAGAUUCAAUGAAAAUAAUUCUAUAUUGUAAACCUUACCUAAUAUGAUUGAGAAAAAAAGAAAUUUUAGAGUUGCUCAAGUAGGCAAUUAUAUAUAUUUGAUUGGUGGAGAAAAUUAAUAAUAAUAAGUAACUAAUUCUUGUGAAAGAUUUAGUUUCAAAACUUUAGAAUGGUAAAAGAUAAAAUCUUUUUAAACUCCUCUUACUAAAGUCAAUCUUGUAGUUUUCUAAUAAAGGUAUUUGGUUAGAUUCGGAGGUUUGAAUCGUUUCGAUCAUUUUGAUAAAACAGUAGAAAUGUAAAUUACAGAAUAAUCAAUUAUAGGUAUGACACCAAAAGACAUAAGUGGUCUUAAUUAAAAUUAACUAGUGGAUAAGAUUAAAUAUUCAAGUUGAAUAGUGUUUGUUUGUAGAUUAAUUUUAAUUCUAUUCUAAUUUUUGGAGGCUAAAAUGAUAAUGAUUAUGAUGAUUCUAUCAUCUAAUUACUUACUAUUGAUGAAGUUGAUAAAAAAAAAAACGAUUAUAUUGCAAAUCUCUAAGAAUUAAAUAUACAAUAAAAAUUAUUAUCAUUCAUUGGUCAAUAUGAUUUAAAUGUAUAUUACUAACACGAUAGAAUUUAUUUAUUUAGGAAAAAUUACAGUUCCUUAUUAUCAUGA
This is a messenger RNA of Paramecium sonneborni, 2340 nucleotides long. The record is from the annotation of a GenBank genome assembly. Lineage: Eukaryota; Ciliophora; Oligohymenophorea; Peniculida; Parameciidae.